UAAAUGAGUAGUAGAAGAAGAAGCACUUUACGCAGGUGUUUACGUUUUCCUACUUCCGUAGCUGUCUAAAGCGGAAUAACGUUACUAAUCUAACGUUAAAUUCAAACAGUUGAUAAGAAACCCUCGGUCAUGUUUCUGAUUUUUAAUUCAGCGUUAAGUUUCAGAGAUGCCUGACAGAUGAACAUUAUUAAGGUUGUUUACUGUCCACUAUAGGCGCUGUAUCGCGAGUUUUCCUCAUAUUUCAUCGCAGGCUAAGCUAAAGCUAAAGCUAGCGGUGUGUUAGCUGCGGGUCAGCAGCAGUGGACAUAAUUUAUUAAAUCAUCGCCUGAUCCGCAUUUUGUCCAGUGUAAAUUUCGAUAUCAAACAAGGCAGUCAUGGCCACUAGGCGUCUGACCGAUGCCUUCUUGUUAAUGCGGAACAAUGCAAUCCAAAACCGGCAGAUAUUGGCUGAGCAAGUGAGUACAUACGACCCCCGUCUGAGUACACGUAGCAAUGCUGCGGAGCUUGAUGAGUUGGCCGAUGAUCGAAUGGCCCUGGUGUCAGGAAUUAGUCUGGAUCCUGAAGCGGCCAUUGGCGUCACCAAGAGGCUGCCCCCCAAAUGGACAGAGGGGAUUGAUGAGAUCCAGUAUGAAAUCACACGGGUUCGGCAGAAGAUGAAGGAUCUGGCCUUACUUCAUGACAAGCAUAUGAAUCGACCCACACUUGAUGACAGUAGUGAGGAAGAGCAUGCCAUAGAAAUCACUACUCAGGAGAUUACACAGAUGUUUCAUCGAUGCCAGCGAGCUGUGACGGGGCUACACUCUCGUUGUGGCCACUGUACCGAGCAGGAGGAGAGGCUAUUGAGAAACGUGGUCUCGUCCCUGGCACAGAGCCUGCAGGAGCUCUCCACCAACUUCAGGCACACACAGUCCGGCUACCUAAAACGUAUGAAGAAUCGUGAAGAGAGAUCAAAGCACUUUUUUGACUCUGGACCCCUAAUGGAAGAGGAUGAAGAUUUAGCUGUAUAUGACAAGGGGUUCACAACUGACCAGCUGAUGCUGGUGGAGCAGAACACAGUUAUGGUGGAAGAACGAGAGCGGGAGAUCCGACAAAUAGUGCAGUCCAUCUCAGAUCUAAAUGAGAUUUUCCGGGACUUGGCAGGAAUGGUGGUGGAACAGGGCACCGUUCUUGACAGAAUUGACUUCAAUGUGGAGCAGUCUUGUGUGAAAACAGAAGAGGGUGUGAAACAGUUACAAAAGGCGGAACAGUAUCAGAAGAAAAACAGAAAGAUGCUGGUCAUUUUGAUCCUCUUUGUCAUAGUCAUGGUUCUAAUUGUUAUUCUUUUUGGAACAAAGUUUUAAUCAUGCAUUCCUCUGGCUUUUGUUUUCUGUGUGGGUGUUUUUGUUGUGCAUCUGUGUGUACUUGGACUUGGUCUCGGUUCUACUCGAAACAAAGCCUUUCAUUCACCAGGAAACGUGAAGAAGAUUUCCUCGUCCCCUUUGCAGGUGCACUUUGGGCUGUGUGGAGAUGUUUUGUGGUUGAUUUUAAUGAAAGAAACAAUCAACAAUCUGUCUGAGCCGUGGCUAUUUAAUCAAGUGACUUGCACCCAAAUCCCCAAGACUCUGUGACAGAAGUUUGUCGAACCCGACUAUGUUGACGUGUGUGUCUUGACAAAGAAAAAACACUUUGUGGACUACCAAUGUUUAACUGCUAAAGCAGAGUGUUAUCUGCUUGAACUCAAAGCACGAAUUGUGACGUUUGUUGUGUGACAAUGCAUCAUUUCUGUCCAGUAUCAACGCAAACAUUUUGUUUCUGUGAGGAAGAUGUGACAAGAACGCAUGUUUGUGAGAACGAAAUAUGUAGUUAGUCUCUUUUCACUGCAAAUUAAUUUUCAUUCCGACAUUACGUUUAUGUCCCGGCUCAGUAUUUUACCUUGAAAGACUAAAAUAAAAUGUUUUGUAAUAGGACAAUAACAGAUAUGAUUAGAAUAGUCGUUCAGUACCAAAAAUAUUCCUUUUGGUUUAAGGACCAGCUGUUUUUUUUUUUUUAUCCCUUUACUCCACAAUUAAAUUAUAACACUCAGAGGAUUGUUAGUGCAUUGUUGGCCUGAGGAGGGUGUAGACAGCUCCCUGUAAUUUAAAAAUCAUACCUGCAUCACAGCUGCUGCACUUUACAUGAAGUGCUCAUUUUAAAACACUUAAUUUCUUCCGCCAAGGAGGUUAUGUUUUCAGUUGGGUUUGUCCGCUCGUCAGCAGGAUUACGAAACAACUGGGCCGAUUUUCAUGAAACUUGGUGGGACGGUGUAGCAUGGGCUACGGAAAAAACACAAUUUUGGAGCACAUCCGAAUCACGGGGCGGAUUCACUAAUUAAUUUUCACUUUCAUUAACAUUGCGAUAUAGGGCCUUUGCGGGGGUCUGUGCGUUCCGUGCCCUUCUGGUUGUUUAUGUUCUUAAUGGUCCUUGCUUAAAGUGCUAUCUUUUUUAAACUCUUGCAGUUUGCACAUAUUGAGGCCUGAGAGGGGGGGAGGGUGGUCGUGUCAUGGAUGUAAUACUACUGUCAUCUGUAUGAUGAAAAUAAUUAUUUAUUUUUUAAUAACUUCGAAUAAUCAAGAGGUUCAAAGGUUCUGUCUGUCUGAGGCAGAAUGACUGUAUAUAUAUCUGUAGUCUAAACCCAAUGGCUGUUAUUGUCCACUCAGAAAACUGUGAUACAGUCCAACACAAGCAGAUGUAUGAAGACAGCAUAUGAUUUUCUUUUCUUCUCAGAUUGAACACAUUACAUUUUAGUUGGCUGUGUUGGAAUUUCCUUACAUGUUCUUGUGUUUCUAUAAAGACUAUUAAGUGGAAAUGAUGAAGAGCUUUAUUUAACAUAUCUGUACUCGGCACACCUGUCAAAUCAUCUUUGUCAUUGAUGUAAAGUUAUGUGUGAAAAAUGUUUGUCUUAGUGGUACUCUACUUAAGUUUUGUUUUCAAACAAAACGGUUGAGGAAACGGCAACUCUUCUUUUUUUUUUAAAUAAACCUGGAACAUGA
Messenger RNA from Cottoperca gobio, 3008 nucleotides. It is a transcript of the gene stx16, whose product is annotated as syntaxin 16. Bases 375 to 1340 code for a protein of 321 amino acids. NCBI's taxonomy places the organism in Eukaryota, Metazoa, Chordata, Actinopteri, Perciformes, Bovichtidae. The record is from RefSeq and is a predicted model, not a curated record. Gene Ontology annotation, biological process: intracellular protein transport; vesicle fusion; vesicle-mediated transport. The transcript is spliced from 9 exons. Gene Ontology annotation, molecular function: SNARE binding; SNAP receptor activity. Gene Ontology annotation, cellular component: SNARE complex; membrane; endomembrane system.